This is a messenger RNA of Camellia sinensis, 2020 nucleotides long. The record is from RefSeq and is a predicted model, not a curated record. NCBI's taxonomy places the organism in Eukaryota, Viridiplantae, Streptophyta, Magnoliopsida, Ericales, Theaceae.
CAAUCUAGCUCUCCAUAUAUAUAUAUAUAUAUAUAUCCUAUUUUUCUUUUGUCUUCAUCUUUUCAAUUCAUUGGCCCUCUACAUUUGUGGUGACAUGGAUUAAGUCCAAAUUUCUUUGUACAUUUUUUUUUUCUUCUUGAGACAUUCCAGGAAAAUUCCCCAUGACAUUAAUUGAUUUGCUACAUGUCUUUCAUUCUCUUUAUCAAAAUGUUUCAUUCUUUUCCAUUAUAAAUCUCCUCCACUUCCCCACAAAGAAUUGAGACAAAGACUUAGAAGAAGAAAUGAGAGAUAUGGGCACCUAUGAGGACAGGAAAUCAGGAUGUGGCAUAUUCAAUGCAGUUUUUGGACGUCUCAGAAGGACAACCUCUACUGGUUCAAUUCCGACACGCAACACAAAUAGUAUCAUUAGAGUACCGAGCACACCCAACGCCAGGAGGCGGCGUGGUGGCUUGGAUGACACCUCCUUCUGUAACUUAUCUAAUGUUUCAUCAGAGCCAUCACUGAAACAAGUUGACAGGGUCAUUGCCAGGCCCGGGCCAAACCAUCGUAGGGUCCCACCGUCAUAUCAUCAUCCCAGACAAGGUGGUAUAAAAACUACUAAUGAAACAAGUACAACAAAAACUGCAGCUGCCCAAGGUUAUGUCCAAGGGAGAAAGGUACCGCAGGGUACCACUGGCAUCUCUGGCGAGCUCGAAAGCAUGAUAACUGAUCACCAGCGAUCCAAGGGAGCAAGUACUUUUGUACGAGCUUCGUCAGGCAAUGUAAUGUUGUUUGGCCAUUUGGGUAACUUGCGACAACCUGGUGGCGGUAGCGGUGGUUAUUCAAAUUCCAAUGAUGUUCUUAAUUACCUACCCAAAACAACAAACAAGGAGUCCUCAAUGCCGAAUGGGAAGUACCCAAAUUCUAUAAUGGGGAAUGUAGUGAAGAAACACAAUGAAGAGAGUGAACAACCAAGUUCCCUAUGCAGGGCUCUGUCGACUAAGAUGGAUCCGGAGCAAUUGAAUAUAAUGGGGAAUGAAGAUUACAAUAAUGAAAGGUUUGCAGAGGCUCUGGCACUUUAUGAUGCUGCUAUAUCUAUUGACCCAAAUAAGGCUUCAUAUAGGAGUAACAAAAGUGCAACACUGACAGCCUUAGGUAGGCUUCUUGAGGCAGUUUUUGAGUGUAGAGAAGCCAUUCGGAUCGAACCACAUUAUCAAAGAGCUCAUAAUCGUUUGGCAACUCUAUAUCUCAGAUUAGGAGAAGCAGAAAAGGCAUUGUAUCAUUCUAAACUAGCUGGUUCUGAAUCUGAACCUAAUGUCAUCACCAAAGCUAAAAAUCUCCAAGUUCAUCUAAGUAAGUGUACAGAAGCAAAGAAACAACGAGAUUGGAACACACUACUCAAACAAAUUGGGCUUGCCACAUCAGCGGGGGGCGCUGAUUCUGCACCACAGAUUUUUGCUUUGCAAGCUGAGGCCUUGUUGAAGCUCCAACGGCACCAAGACGCCAAUGAAGCAUUGACAAAGGGACCAAAGUUUGACACGGAGGAUUGCACGAAAUUCUUUGGUCCUAUUGCUAAUGCUGGUCUAUUGCUGAUACGGGCUCAAGUUGACAUGGUUGCCGGCAGAUUCGACGAUGCUGUGACAGUGGCACAACAAGCAGCUCAACUUGAUUCAAAUAACAAAGAAGUGAACAUGGUUGUUAGGAGGACACGAGCAACAGCAGGGGCUCGAUCAAAGGGAAACGAGCUCUUCAGGUUACAAAGAUACUCAGAGGCUUGUGUUGCAUAUGGGGAGGGGCUUGACCAUGACCCCUACAACUCGGUCCUGUUGUGCAACCGAGCCACUUGUAGGUCUAAACUCGGUCAAUUCGAGAAAGCAAUUGAGGACUGCACUGCUGCCCUUAAUGUGCGCCCCUCUUAUAGGAAAGCCAGAUUAAGAAGAGCUGAGUGCAAUGCCAAGGUAACUAUUUAGUGGGCGCUAUGUCAUUGAGAUCAGAUCUUUUAUUUGAAUCUCUCAUGUCCCCAUAUCCCAAAUCACCUCUC